UGUCAACGCGCCGAGUCGCACAGAAGAAUAAAUUGACGCGUUCGGCCGCCGAGACGCCGAGAUAGACUUUUGCUAAAAGUGAAAUAAAAAUAGCAUGAAAAGCGUAGCACACAAAAUAAGAAGAAAAUAAAAGAAAAAUUUCAUUUUAGCGCAUAAAUAAAACGCUCUGUGACGUGUCGCAUUUGCUAUAGAGCCAGAACUUAGCCGGGUUGGGUUCGGUUGUUGCAUGCAACCAAGCAACGGCAACGGCAACAGCAACGGCAACGGAUAAGGAAAAAUAAAACUCUGUGGAUUAUGUAAAGUGGCAAAGGAGAGACUGUUUCGUGUCUUCAAUCAAAGUGCAGGCUUUUUAUAAAUAUACAUAUAUUUAGCCAACGCCAGUAAAUGUAUUCAAUUCAUUUUCUCAGUUACUUGCAAUCGCUGCCUGUAUCUGUAUCUGUAUCUGAAAGAUAAAUACCAUAGAUUGAAUUAAAGUGCGCGCAAGUGUGUAAGAAACUUUCAACUGCAAAUGUCAUUUGAAAUUAAUUAAUUGAAUUUAAACAGAAUUGAAACGCAAUUCAUUGGCUCGCAUUAAUUUGGCUGCCAAAUCAACGUAAUCAACAUGUCAUCCUAUCGCAGUUAUACACCUUGGAAAUCAAAUCUGGGCAGCUCCUACAAAUCCAGCAGCACGUAUGGCAUAGGCGCCGAUCUACCCGGCAGCACCUCACGCUACAGUUCGCUUGCCUCGCCCAGCGCCUAUAGACCCUCCUUCUCGGGUGGAACCUAUCGCAUAAAACGUGAUCCACCAACCACAACGCCAGUGGGCAGCAGCAACAGCAGCUAUGUCAGUCGGUAUGGCAGCGCAGCCAAGUCUAAUGCCAAGGAGACACCAGCGGGUAGUGAUAGGACUAGUCCCAUCAAACGAUAUACAGGCGUGGGUAGCACCAGUAGCAGCAGCAGGUUGGGCAAAUAUGGACGAUCAAGGGAUCCUAGUCCCGUGGCCUUGGAGCAUACGAAUCGAUGUAAGUCCAAGUCACGGGAUCCGAGUCCAGUGUUGGAAAGCGCAAGAAGUAAAUUGGGUGGGACUAGCUACAGAAGCAGCAACAGUGGCACCAGCAGCGGCAGCAGCAGCAAUAGAAAUGGUUACAGCAGUCGCUAUGCAAGUGCGACAAGACUCAAUGGACAUGACAUGGUGGAUAAGUCUAUAUCUUAUUUGACGACAAGUGAUUUCCAUGCCAGAACUGCCAGCAGCAGAGCCAAGGCAAAGGAAUUGCGGACAACAGAGCUGGAGAAGGGCGAAGAUAAAGUACAAAAGAAUGGGGAAGGAAAAGAAGCAAAACAGGACGCAGAGGCAGAGACGGAGUCAGAGUCAGCUGAGAGCUUUGUGAGUGUCUUGGUAGUUACCAGAGCCACCUCACCCACACCACCGGGCAGCACCACAGUGCAACGUACACGACGCAUGGACAUAGCCAAGACAAUAGAGAAAACCGUGCAGCGCUCAACCAAACCUAAGCAGAUGGUGGAAAAGGAAAUACAAUCGGAUCGCCUGGACGAUUCAACGCGUUAUUUGCGCUUUAGCGCCGGCAGCAGUAGCUCCACCUACAGUCCACACAGAGAUCGCAUAAGCAGUCUGCGCUACAGCGCCAGUCCACAGUCCACUACAACUAGUAGUCCCAGCAAGGAGCAAAAGCCGCUGAGCAAUGGCAACAGCAACAGCAACAGCAACAGCAGUGCCAGUAAAACAAGCAACAAGUCCAAACUGUCACCACCCAAAGCAGUGCGGCUCAAUUGUCGACAGUCUUCGGUGGAGAAUUUGGCGAACAAGCCACCUGCAGCUCCUGCCAAAGCAGAAUCGCCUACCAAAAGCUCCAGCAGCAGCCUAGCAAAAUGGCCCUGGCCCAAUAAGGACUUUCGCAAAAGUUCGCUGAAUGUGGGACCCACAGAUAGGCCCAGAAAAUCACGGACGCCCACCAGCAGCGGUGGUGAGUCCGAGGAGCAACAGCUGGAACGCUCGCCCAGCGCAGGCUCGGAAUGCAGUCAAGGAUCUGUAAGCUCGGCCAAGAAGGCAGGCAAGCUAAGCAAGCUGAAGGCGCAUAAGAGCUGCACGCCCAGCAGCAGCUCGGAUAGCGAAAAGAGCGGCGCCAAGAGUCCCAAGAAAAUUGGCAAAAAGAAAGCUACAGUAAAUGGCAAUAAGGCUACCAAGCAAGAAGAGCAAGAGCAGCAGAAAGAGAAAGAGAGCGAGCAUAGCAAUAAUAAAAAUAGCGACGCUUUGGCAACUGAUUCACUGCAGAAGCUGCAGAAGCUUUCGCAAGUAUCAAAUUUUUUUGCCGCACGUCAGCAAGACGCAAAUAGUGAACCGAUCUUUAUAGAAAGCUCCGAGAGUGGCGAGGGCGAAACGUCCGAGCAGCCAAUUAUCUACAAUAGUCUUACCUUAGACACUCAAACGAACGAACCGACAACAAUUACAACAACAACGAAUUCACCAACGAAUACAACAACGAAUUUAACGAACUCGAGCAGCACCACACAUUGCCCCAAAGAAACCAGCACCGAGCUUAGCAGCGAAGCCAGAGAAGAACAAGAGGAAGAGGAGCCCAGUUGGUGGCAGGAUACGAGCCUACAAAUCAAUACAGCAUCCGCUUUGGAUUACAAUAAUAAAGGAGAGAUGGCGCCCUUCAAGCUGCGGCAAAUAGACUCCGGAGAGGAGCGCGAUUGGUGGCUACGACAAAAUGAGGAAUCGGCCGAGGACGAUACUUUAGCAGAGGAUACGCUAAACACCCUAGACGAGGAAUGGAGCAGCAGCAAAGUUGAGCCGAGCGACAGUCCCAAGCACAAGUUUAUGCCGCGUAGUCGCAUUUCACCCGAGCAAGAUGCUUGGUGGUUGGAGGAUACGCCGGACUCUACACAAAAUGGCCAGACAGAGGAGCAGGACCUAAACAACAAUGAACACCAUGUAGAGUUGACCAUCAAGCUGCCCAGCAAAAGCGCCCAAGCCACAUCCAGUUCGUCAAGCGAUAGCGCCAAGCGCUGGUGGCUGAACGGACCUGCCAAGAAGCUCUUCAAUGUGCAGCGCGUAGAUUCAGGUGAGCGUGCCUGGUGGCAACAGCAGGAGCAAGAACCUCCGCCGCCACCAGUCCAAGCACAGACACUGGCGCCUCCAACGCCGCCGCCGCGCAUUAUCAAGCAUUGGGAGUCAGGUGAACGCGCUUGGUGGCUGCAGGAAGCAGAAGAAGAAGCAUUGUCAGUAGCUCCACCACCAGCAGCAGCAGCUCCAGUAGCCGUAGCUUCCAUCGACGAGCUUGAUCAUCAAGCCGAGCUCAGCAACUCCUUUUACUCCGUCCGUCCACCACCACUUGGUCAAUGCGCCAGUCCGGUGCCGUCCGAGCGUCCACUUUGCAGUUCACCAUAUGACAACAUUCCAAUGCCAAAAGUUCAAAUGCCCGCCGCGCCACAAUCCACGCCCGUCUCCCCCACGCCGCCCACUCCGCCGCCACGCUACUCGUAUGUGCCGCAAUCGAUGCGCGUGGGCGACAAGCUUUUCAUCUCGCGCCAUCAAAACAUUGACGAGCUUUUGGGCGGCGCAUGCCGACCGCUCAGUCCGCUCUUCUACAGCAGCGCUGCCGACAGCGAACCAACACCAACCACAACGCUUUGCAGCAACGAAUAUGUUUCUGGAGGAGAUUACGCCGGACCAGGUGCGCAUCCAUGACAGCACCGCUCAGCUGCCGGUCAUACAACGAAUGCAGCGUGAUGUGGAGUGGUUGGAGAACGGCAACGCGAGCAACUUUUAUAUACAACAACAGCAGCAGCCGCAACAACGCAGCCAG
This is a messenger RNA of Drosophila busckii, 3806 nucleotides long. RefSeq lists its product as uncharacterized. The record is from RefSeq and is a predicted model, not a curated record. The transcript is spliced from 4 exons. Lineage: Eukaryota; Metazoa; Arthropoda; Insecta; Diptera; Drosophilidae. The coding region runs from base 602 to 3688 and encodes 1028 amino acids.